Megalobrama amblycephala (Wuchang bream) is the source of this 4885-nucleotide messenger RNA. RefSeq names its product SMAD family member 10a (gene smad10a). Gene Ontology annotation, molecular function: RNA polymerase II cis-regulatory region sequence-specific DNA binding; DNA-binding transcription factor activity, RNA polymerase II-specific; I-SMAD binding. Lineage: Eukaryota; Metazoa; Chordata; Actinopteri; Cypriniformes; Xenocyprididae. Gene Ontology annotation, biological process: regulation of transcription by RNA polymerase II; BMP signaling pathway; cell differentiation. The record is from RefSeq and is a predicted model, not a curated record. Gene Ontology annotation, cellular component: heteromeric SMAD protein complex.
AAAACAGUCGCGCCGAUAUGUCAAUCCAGACGCGACCCAGACAGACCUCGGCCCGGGGGCCCAGCCGUGAGAGCCGCGCCGUGAUUGGAUGAGCGCCGCCGUCCUUUUGAUACUCGGCCUCCUAUUGGUUGGAGCCGAACGAGACGCUCACGCGCACAAUGUCUACCCGCUUUUGUUAUUGUAGCGAGCGCGAGGAGAGCGGCAGGAUGCGCGGACGGAGACAGCGAGCCUGAUAGUCCGGUAUCGACUCCGAUAGACUCAAAUUAGAUGUUGGAGGGGGAAGGGGACGCGGAUUUCUACCUCUCCGUCCUUGUUCAGAAGACUGCUUUUGCUAUUCUCUAACAAUACGACCGAUGUAGCAGCAGGAUGUCCGUGAACCCUCCCAACAGUAAUGACGCCUGCCUCAGUAUCGUGCACAGUCUCAUGUGCCACAGGCAAGGCGGCGAAAACGAAGGCUUUGCCAAGCGUGCCAUCGAGAGCCUGGUCAAGAAACUGAAGGAGAAGAAGGACGAGCUGGACUCCCUCAUCACCGCCAUCACCACCAACGGAGUCCAUCCAAGCAAGUGCGUGACUAUCCAGAGGACGCUGGACGGACGCCUACAGGUUGCCGGUCGUAAAGGUUUUCCUCAUGUAAUCUACGCACGGUUGUGGCGCUGGCCUGACCUUCACAAGAAUGAGCUCAAGCAUGUGAAAUUCUGCCAGUACGCAUUUGACCUCAAAUACGAUAAUGUCUGUGUCAACCCUUACCAUUAUGAGAGAGUGGUGUCACCAGGAAUCGUUGGGCUCAGUCUUCAAAACACGGGUCCCACUGGCAGACUGAUAAAGGAAGAGUACAGCCACGACUGCAUUCAGAUGGACGUUCCCCCAGGCCUUCCUCCCCAGCAGGACCACCAGGGGGCGAUGAAACUCCCUCCUCCAGACCACUACGGCCAGCCACUGCCUCCUCUACAGUUGCCUUCAGAACCCACCCGCGCACCCCCACCGGUCACCCUUUACUCCAAUAUGCCCCUCUCCCCCACCGCUUCAGGCUCUAUGAUGCCGAUGCAGGGAGGUCAUGGUGAAGGCUUACUACAGAUUGCAUCUCCUCAGGGUCAAGUCAUGACCCCUACACCUCCCCCCUCCACCCCCACACAUGCCCCACAGACCCCUGUCCCACCCCAGCCUCCACCAAACCAGAAUGGCUACAAUAGCUCCAAACACUCCCAGACACAAGGCUCCUUUCACACAACCUGGACAGGCAGCAGCACAGCCUCUUACACUCCUGUAGGACCCCAGCAAAAUGGGCGUGGCCACCAACCUCCUCUCCACCACCCACACUUCUGGUCUCAACAUCACAGUUCAGCGUCUUUCCCUCCUCCAGUCUCCAACCAUCCAGGUCCUGAGUUUUGGUGUUCCAUUUCGUACUUUGAGAUGGACGUGCAGGUGGGGGAGAUGUUUAAAGUCCUGUCCAGCUGUCCGGUGGUGACGAUUGACGGAUAUGUGGACCCCUCAGGAGGUGACCGUUUCUGCCUGGGUCAGCUUAGUAAUGUGCACCGCACAGACGCCAGUGAGCGGGCCAGGUUGCACAUAGGUAAAGGCGUGCAGCUAGAGUGUCGUGGAGAGGGUGACGUAUGGAUGCGCUGCAUGAGCGAUCACGCCGUUUUUGUGCAGAGUUACUACCUGGACAGAGAAGCAGGCCGAGCACCAGGAGAUGCAGUGCACAAAAUCUACCCAGGGGCCUACAUAAAGGUCUUUGACCUCAGGCAGUGCCACAGGCAGAUGCAGCAACAGGCAGCCACGGCGCAGGCGGCAGCUGCAGCGCAGGCCGCAGCAGUGGCAGGGAAUAUUCCAGGACCAGGAAGUGUUGGCGGAAUCGCACCUGCAGUCAGCCUCUCAGCAGCAGCAGGGAUUGGUGUGGAUGACCUCCGGAGGCUGUGCAUCCUGCGCCUGAGCUUCGUGAAGGGCUGGGGACCUGAUUACCCCCGGCAGAGCAUCAAGCACACCCCCUGCUGGGUGGAGGUGCAUUUGCACCGGGCACUGCAGCUGCUAGAUGAGGUGCUGCACACUAUGCCACUGGCAGACCCUGGACCAGCUAACUGAGAGGGAACAAUACACAGAAAACACUCACAACACAGAUACUGGACUCACUACAGUAAGCGUGCGAACCACAUUACAAGCUACAGUGUGGUUUGCGCUUUUAUCAGUCAUUAGAAUCCCAAUGGAAACCACAGAAAUUCACUACUCUAAAAUUCAUGUUUUUGAAAGGUAUUUCAGCGCAUUUUAUUGUUCUAUAGUGUUGCAUUUCUUUUUGGGUGAAUCUCACAAAAACAUAUCUAGGUCAUAUUUCACUCCAAUAUUUUUUUAAUUGUGACAUUGUUUUUAAUUAAUUUCCCCACAAAUUUACAUUAUUAAAAUGUUUCCAAAUGUAUUAUUUUUAAGUUUAUGCAAUGGUGAUUCUGAUGAGAGUACUGCAUAUUUUUAUUUAAAAAUACAGUGAUUUUGUUUUAUUAAAAUCAGUGUAAAUUAAAUGCAGUCCAACAAAUAUGACAAUGUAACUUGUUACAAUGUAACUACAAUGUACAAAUACUUAAUUUAAAUAAUACAAAUAAAUAAAUAUAUAUAAAAUCAUAUAUUAUAUAUCAUGAUUUGUUUUAUAUAUAUAUUUUUAAUGAUAAUUAGAAGGGAUAUGCUUGAUUAUUAUGAAAAUAAUGUCGUAAUGAAGAAAUCUAAAGUAGGUUUCACUUUAAACAAAAUAUCUGUUUCUAUUUCUUUCUAUUGAUUUUAUGGUGAAAUAUGAUCUGGACGUGUUCUUGAUGGGAUUCGUGAGAUUCAUCCAUUCAAAUUAGAUGUAUAUACCUUAGCGCUACAGGUCUACUAAUGAAUGCAAGUUUACACAGGGUUGAUUGCAGAUUAAGUUCAGGGAAAUAGCUUUAUUGUUCAUAUGCCUUUCUAGCUUUGCACAUCAUGCAGUUAUACUAAGAAUAUUAGAGCCUAAUAGUUUUGCAAUACUGGUAUAAAAUGCUUACAAUCUGUCUUUGCAAGAAAUUAAUUUAUGGGUCAGGUUCUGAACAUAAAACAAAGCACGAAAAACUGCCGUUUUUGCAAUGGCCUUGGUUCCGAAAGUAUUUUUGCCAUUCACUUGCUCCAAGAGUUCUGAGCCUUGAACCAAACCAAAUAGCUACAAAAAAGAUGCAUUGUGAAUUUAAAUCAGCUUGCAUACUAUAUAUUUGAAGUUUAUUGCAAAAUAUUUGUUCAAUAUGUUCAAGUAUUACUAGCUUGAGAGUGUAGCGAGAUUGACUCGAAUCUUUGUGGAGAAAAUGAAUGGUGAUUUUACUUGCGGAACCAUUGUGUUGUGCUCUAUUAGACUCUGGUAUCACACACAUACACACAACAUGAUACAAGUGAGGAAGAGACUGUUCAACCUCCAACCAUAAAAACUCAGAAUAUCUUGAGAUCCACGGGUUUGGUAGCACUAAAUGCCUCAGAGCAAAUGUAUAUCGCUAUGUUGGCGCUGGUCACUUCAGGAACCGUUCGAAAGGACCAGCUGAUGUAGAUGCAAACCUGCCUCUGAGAGACAAACUGUACCAGACAGAUAACAGGACAAACUGUCAAAACAAAAUGCUCAUCAUCUCUGUGCUUGUGCUGUGUUCCUCUACAUGUGGACCUCAACUCAGCUAUUACGCGGCUUACUAUCCAGGCAUCUUAUUAGUUAGACUUGCAAUAGCCUUCCAGCUCCUUUAUUUUCAUACCAAAAAAAAAAAAAGAAGAAGAAGAAAAAAAAAACAAGCCUGAAUUGUUCAGCUUUAAAAUGGUGGUAUUAGUAUUGUGACGCAGUUCGGUGUUUGUAACCAAAUCAUUUGCCAUGUGGUGUAACUCACCAAAGCCAGAAUACCUCAUGAUAAUCAAGCAUGAACCCAGUGGAUUUUUCUUUAUGCCAAAAUGUGUCUGGAAUCUUCUACUUUCCGGACGUCAUGCUCACCUCAUACUUUAACCAAAUCAAAACAGGGCGUGUCUUGAACCGAAUGUAGAGCCUUGAUGCACCGACUGACCGAUUUCAAACAACGGGUUUUUGCCAACACCAGUUACUCAGCUUUAUCAUUUAUCUCGCCCAACAACUUUUGUCUGGAUUGUGAGCAAAAUUCAGUCAGUCAGCCCCAUACUACUAUAAACUUUUGCAAACGGGUAGAACAUCUAAACUUCAAACUUUGAACAUUAAACAUUAUUGUUUUGCUGGCUUCCCAAAUUGAAAUGUCUAUAUUUUACUGUACACUUACAGGAAAUUAUGCAUUUAUUGAAAGACCCUUUGUAUUGGUUUAUUUAGUAUGAACAUCCAAUACAAAUGCAAAUCUAAUAAUAAAAGUGGAACCUCAUUAUAGUAUGUUAAAGUCAACAUGAAAUCAACAUUCAUCCUGUUUACUUUUUCCUGAACUUUCCUUCUGUUCAUCGAAGUAUCCUGAAAAUAUGUGUUGAUAUUUUAAAUUACAAUAUUUCACAAAUGUUCUGUUUUUUUACGAAGCCCCAAUGGGGACCUGGUGAUGUAAAAAAUAUAUAUAUAUAUUUCAAUGCUUUUGCAUUUGCUUGUAAAUCUUUUGCACUUUUUUCAUGAAAAUAUUGUUUCUCUGAGAAACUUUGUUCACUCACAAAAGCACUGAAGUAUACACUGUAAAAAAAUCCCUGUAAAAUUUACAGUAAAAAAAUGGCAGCUGUGGAACUUUACCGUAAAAAAUACGGUAGCAACAUUUUAGGUUUUACAGGACAGCGACAGCACUUAGUUUACUGUCUAUUUUACAGUUAAAAAACGUAUAAUUUAAAGGUUUAUACUGUAAUAAUUAUGGUUCAUAACUGUUUAUUUUACACACUGUAAAAAAAUGCUGUUAAAUUUAUGCUUAAAAACCCGGCAGCUGUG